AUGGAUUCUGAGGGCGCGUCUGCAACCACACCAGCGGCCACGAUCGCCCAAUCUUCAUCUUCAUCAACCACGACCAGCAUACCCGCGCAUCCGCUGCUCACACUCCAGGCCCUUAAUGCGGGACCUUCAUCCAUACCCACCCCCGUCUCGGUGCCACCAUCGACCGUUGCAUCAGCGCUGCCGACGCCAGUGACGGCAACGGCGAGUUCGACGGGCGUAUCGGCCGAAGGCCCCGAGAAUGGAGGCGAGGCGAUGGAGCUGGAGAGCCCCCAUCCAUUUCAAGCGCGAGAGGAGCGAUACGACGAACUCUGCCGCAGCCUCAAUCUCGAUGAAGAGACGCGCAAAAUCGGCUGGUCCCUCCUGCGCCGACUCACGCUCAAGGCCGGCCAGCAGGAUGAGGAGCGGUUCGUGCUGUGCAUGGCCGCGUGUGCUCUCUACGUAGCGGGCAUGCCCGAGCAGCGCACGCCGGCCCUCAAUCUCGAUGAAGAGACGCGCAAAAUCGGCUGGUCCCUCCUGCGCCGACUCACGCUCAAGGCCGGCCAGCAGGAUGAGGAGCGGUUCGUGCUGUGCAUGGCCGCGUGUGCUCUCUACGUGGCGGGCAUGCCCGAGCAGCGCACGCCGGCGUCCACGACCUCUGGCGGCAGCUGCGUCUCACUCACCCAGCUCCUGCGCGCCACCCACAUUCGGCUGGUGGAUUUCUUCGACCCGCUGAAGGCCUUCAUAGCCAAUCUCAAGCUGGGCGCGGCGUACGAGGAGCAGCUGCUGCAGCUCGAGCGCAAGUUCUGCGUCAUCUGCAUCCUCUACCGCAAGUACGAGAAGGAGUUCUUCCAGGUCUUCCGCAUAACCGACAUACAGCCCGGCUCGCCCGACAGCCCAUACUACGCUCUCUUCUCCUUCGGCUGGGUGCUCUUCCUGGUGGCCAAAGGUAAAUUGCUGACGUCGCCGCCGGACCUCAUAACGGCGUUCCACCUGUUGCUGUGCUGCGUCCAAUUCGUGGCCACCCACGCCGCGCCCGAGACCAAGUCCACGCUGACCGGAACGAGCGGAGAGGUCGCCCUCGCCGCCCUCUGCAAACAGAGCGGCGCCAGCCUUGCCGAGGUGGUGCGGCUGGAGGCCGAUCUCUUUGCGCCGUUCCUGCAAAGCUGGAAGGACUCCAACGUGCUCGGCGCCACCGGCGACUCGCUGGCCUUUGACCGGCCCACACUCAAGCGUUGGUCCACCAUGAUGGCGCGAGACUAUGAGAUCAUGUUUCACAGCCAGGGCGACUUUGACGAACGGCUGUUCCUCACGGCGCCCCAGGAGGUGGGCACGCCCUCCCGCGUGGGCGAGAACUACGGCCACUACUACGACUACGACAAGGGCGUCGUCAAGCCUGCGGCGGCGGCCGCCACCUCGACCUCGACCACCACCUCCGCCGCCACCGCCCAGCCGACCACUCCCUCCGCGUCAUCAUCGUCUGUGUCGACAUCAUCGACAUUGGGGGGCGGCGGUGGUUACCCGACCACGCCCGGCGGAUCGGCCGCCGCGCCGCCGCGAACGCCGAUGCGGGCGGCCCUGAGCGCGGUGGCCUGGCUCAAGUCCACCCUCGAACACACCCAGGCCGCGCCCUCCCCCGUGCUGCGCAAAUUCUUUGCCGCCUGCGAGAACAAUCCCGCCGAGGAGAUCGAGGCGCGGGUUGCCAAGUACUCGGGGCUGGUGCCGUUCGGGGAGGGCGAGGAGGGCCAGCAGCGGCGGGAGCUGGGCAUCAAGCUGUACUACAAGAUCCUCGAGGCCAUGCUCCUGGCCGAGGAGGAGCGCCUCAAGCGCGCCUCCGUCUCCUCCGACUUCUCCACUCUCCUCCGACACGACUCCUUCCACAGGUCGUUGCUGGCGUGCUGUUUUGAGGUGAUAGCGUAUUGCUACAAGAUCAUCGACCUGGCCUUCCCCAAGCUCCUCUCCCUCUUCCACAUCCACGCCUUUGACUUCUUCAAGCUCAUCGAGUCGGUGAUUCGGUACGAGCGAACGCUGCCGGUGGGGGUGACGCGGCAUCUGGGCCACAUCGAGGAGACGAUCCUCGAGAGCGUCGGGUGGCAGGAGGGCUCGCCCGUCUUUGCCCUCCUCGCCGACCCCGCCAAGGUCCGCGACCUCCUCGCCCUCUUCAGGCGCCCCACCCAGGGUGGGGCCAAGGAGUUCAUGGCCUCGUCGGCGCUCUCGCCACCGUCGCCUGCGCCCAACAUGCUCGUCUCCCCCGCACGGCCCACGGCACCGGCCACCCCCGGGCGAGGCGGGAUGGGUGGGUCGUGGCACUCGCUGUGCCUGUUCUACCGGAAGGUGCUGGGGCAGGCCAGCCGGCGGUGCUGGAGCCUGUGCGCGGCCAUCGGCCUCCGCCCGGAGGUGUUCGACCAGGUGUGGCGGGCCACCAUCGAGCUCCUGAUCUCCCACGCCAACUUCAUCAAGGGAAGGCAUUUGGAUCAGAUCAUCCUGUGCGUCAUCUACGGCGUAUCACGGGUGAACAAGGUGAAGGACGUGGCGUUCCGAGGCAUUCUGGAGCACUACCGAAAACAGCCCCACCGCAAGCCCGCGGCCGAGGUCUACCGCGCCGUGCCCCUCAACGAGCCCGGCGAGAAGGGCGACAUCAUCAAGUUCUACAACUUUGUGUUCAUCCCGCAGCUCGAGUCGUUCCUGCUCCAGUUCCAGGCGGCGCCCUCGUCGACGACCUCCAUGACCAGCUCGCCGCUGCCGCCCCUCUCCCCGCACCCCACCGGUGGUGGUGCCCCCUCCUCUGGCUCGGGCUCGGUGCUGGUCUCGUCGUCGUCCGGUUCCUACGCGCUGGCCCAGUCGCCCGUGCGGGUCGCGGCGUCGAACGUCUACCUCUCGCCCAUGCACCCGUCGUCUGGCCCGCGCUCGCUCACCCACCCCUCGUCCUCGUCGUCGUCAUCGACCUACAGCUUUGGCCUCAGCCCCUCCACCAAAGAGCUGCACGCGAUCAAUGCGACGCUCAACUCGCCGGUGCGACCGGUCAAGCGAGAACGGGAGCCGCGGCGACUCCUCUUCCCCGGCGGGGCCGGCGGCGAGCCCGCGCCCGCGCCCGAAGGCGACGGCUCCGCCCUCCGACGAAAGCUCUCUGAACUCGCGUCGGCAGCAGCGAUCUGCGCGGGCGGCGAGGGCGAACAGCCGACGCCGACGACGCCGACGGCGGCAGCAGCGCCGACACCGGCAGCAGCGGAGGGCAGCCCGCGGCAGGCCAAGAGGCGGAGGCGCGACACCGCCGGCAGCCAAGACAACUCCACCGGCGGCGACGGCGACGGCGACAAGGAGGGCAGCGAAGGUGCUUCUCCGUCGAGUGAAUGA
This is a messenger RNA of Acanthamoeba castellanii str. Neff, 3330 nucleotides long. Its product is annotated as Retinoblastomaassociated protein A domain containing protein. The record is from RefSeq and is a predicted model, not a curated record. The transcript is spliced from 19 exons. NCBI's taxonomy places the organism in Eukaryota, Discosea, Longamoebia, Acanthamoebidae. Gene Ontology annotation, biological process: negative regulation of G1/S transition of mitotic cell cycle; regulation of transcription by RNA polymerase II; cell differentiation. Bases 1 to 3330 code for a protein of 1109 amino acids. Gene Ontology annotation, molecular function: RNA polymerase II transcription regulatory region sequence-specific DNA binding. Gene Ontology annotation, cellular component: nucleus; chromatin; transcription regulator complex.